CAUUGCUAGGAGCAACAGCAGUAUCUGAUGAGUACAGCAGCUGUUGCAAGACCAGGUGACAGAGCAGUGCCUGAGAACAGCAGCAGCAUCACAGGAAUAAGCUGCACAUCCAUAAGUACUCUACAGCAGCAGCAGUUGUGGCCAGAGCCAAAGAUGAGUCAACACCACCACAAUGGCCACAGGAAACAACACAACAAGAAAGUCAGGAUUAACAGGGCGAGGAAGAGGCAGAGUUUGGUGACGACUUCUGCUGUGUUGCGGCUGUUUAUUGUGAUGGCUGCUACGGUGUCUCUUGUCCACACCCUGGCUCUCCCGGCCCCUGCUGACUCCCUGCCUCUCCCGGCACCUGAUGACUCCCUGCCUCUCCCGGCCCCUGCUGACACCCUGCCUCUCCCGGCCCCUGCUGACUCCCUGCCUCUCCCGGCACCUGCUGAUACCCUGCCUCUUCAGGCCCCUGCUGACACCCUACUUGCUGACACCGUGCUUGUUAAUAUGGUACCUGAUGGCACAGUACCUGCUGACAUGGUGACUGUUGACAUGGUGUUUGUUGACAUGGUUCCUACUAACACUCUGCCUGUUGGCACGGUGCUUGCUGAUAUCCUGCCGGUUGAAACGUUAUCUACUGACACUCUACCUGCUGACAUGGUACCUGCUGAUACAGCAUCUACUACUCCAGCACGAGUUGACCAAAUACUAAUAGAUUCAGCAUCUGCUGACUCAUCACCUGGUGAUCCAUCAUAUGCUGACUCAUCGCCUGCUGAUCCUUCAUCUGCUGACCCAUCAUCUGCUGACCCAUCAUCUGCUGACCCAUCACCGGCUGAUCCAUCACCUGCUGACCUGACAACUGCCUACCUGUUUCCAUCUACUCUGUCCUCAACUUAUCCAACUCGUCAAGGUGCAUGCGCUGAGGAUGAAUUCAGCUGCUUAAAUAGUUCUAUCUGCCUACCCAUGACGUGGCAAUGUGAUGACGUCCGUGACUGCGAUGAUAACUCCGACGAACUUUUUUGUGGUAAGUCGGGAUGUGUGUUGCACUCGAAAGACUUCACUCAAAUAUCAACAUUUAUUAAUACCUAAUAUUUCAUAAAUAAUACUUCUAAAUAUUCUUAGCUUGAAAUAGGAGAGGCCAGUACGCUCAUUCACUGAUCCAUAGGUAACUUGACAAAUGAUUUGUUAUCGUUACAAUAAAGGAAAUGUUAAGUUUACGUCUUAAUUUGAUAAAUCAAACAAAAGAUAAUAAUAUCUUUGUCAUAUAUUCUAUGUUGUUGUCCUCUAUUCUACUUGCCAGUUUUAGUUGAGCCAAUAAUUUUGAAUACUGUAAAUGGGAUUAGUGGGAUUAAAAUUUGCCACAUCUCCAGCUAUUAUCCAUGAUGCCAUAAAGAGAAAUAUUGUAUUAUAAAGAAAGCAGAAUAGAAUUCAUCAGAUUGUAUAUUGCUUCAGAAA
Molecule: messenger RNA, 1440 nt
Organism: Procambarus clarkii (red swamp crayfish)
Lineage: Eukaryota; Metazoa; Arthropoda; Malacostraca; Decapoda; Cambaridae
Molecular function (GO): protein binding
Source: RefSeq, a predicted model, not a curated record